AAAUAUUGAAUCUGUCAAUUAAAUAUUGGUGUGUCUGUGUAUCUUAUCUAGUCUAUUUGUACAAGUAAUACUGGUUAGAAGAACCUCUAAGGAGCAUUAACACCGAUAAUAAGCAUGGCACCUCUAGCUCCAGUACCUCAAGUUGAUGAGAUUGCUGAUGGGAUUAAAGCUGUCUUAUUAGGUCCUCCAGGUUCAGGUAAAGGAACUCAGGCACCACUUCUGAAAGAAAAAUAUUGUGUUUGCCACUUAUCAACGGGAGAUAUGCUCAGAGCUGAGAUUCAGUCUGGAUCUGAACUAGGGAGUAAAUUGAAAAAAGUUAUGGAUGAAGGUAAACUUGUUAGUGAUGAUCUUGUUGUAAAUAUGAUUGACAAGAAUUUAGAUAAACCAGAGUGCAAGAAUGGCUUCCUUCUGGAUGGUUUCCCACGAACUGUGGUACAGGCUGAGAAGUUGGAUGAUCUUCUUGAGAAGCGUAAUACUCAAUUGGAUGCAGUAAUUGAAUUUGGAAUUGAUGACAAUCUCCUAUUUAAAAGAAUCACAGGUCGUUUAAUCCAUGCUACAAGUGGAAGAUCGUAUCACGAAGAAUUCAACCCACCAAAGAAACCAAUGACUGAUGAUGUUACUGGGGAACCUCUAAUUAGAAGAUCAGAUGAUAAUAUUGAAUCACUCAAGAAACGUCUUCAUACAUAUCAUUCUCUAACAAAACCCCUGGUGGAUUACUACCAAAUCAGAGGUAUCCAUCACUAUGUAGAUGCUUCCCUGUCUGCUGAUAAAGUAUUCAGCAAUAUUGAUUCUAUUUUCCAGAAUCGCAAACGUGCAACUGCCAGACUUUAGAGAACUAAUUGUUAGUACUCACUUGCAUUUCAAAGUUUACUAUGGUUUAUCUAUAUUUUUGUAUAACAGUUGUAUUUUUGUAUUGUUCAGUUUGAUUGAAAUUCCAACAAUUUCUGACUUGUUAUUUUGUUUUGAAUAAAAUUUUAAAUGUA
Molecule: messenger RNA, 983 nt
Organism: Diorhabda carinulata
Lineage: Eukaryota; Metazoa; Arthropoda; Insecta; Coleoptera; Chrysomelidae
Gene: Ak2
Product: adenylate kinase
Exons: 4
Coding region: 115-831 (238 amino acids)
Biological process (GO): ADP biosynthetic process
Cellular component (GO): mitochondrion; cytoplasm
Molecular function (GO): AMP kinase activity; ATP binding
Source: RefSeq, a predicted model, not a curated record